AUGAGUAAACAUAUUCCUGUGAGUAUCCGUCGCACCGCCGCCUCUGGGGCCGGGGCUCCACGACCGGCCCCCCCAUCACCACCGUCGCCUUUGUUCGGAGCCCGGCGUCCGCUCCCCACCGCCCCGGCACGCAGUUCCGGUGGGUCCCUAUCCCUGCGGAGCCGGGGGCGGCGGGGGCAGUGCGGCCGGGCCUGCGUGGCGGGUGGGGGCGGUUUCGGCCACCGCAACAGGCCGGGCGGGGCGGCACAAAAGCCGCUUUGUGACCGCCGCCUCCGCCCUUGGCCCUCCGGUCUGGCGCGCCUGUCCGGGGCCCGGCGGGCUCCGCGGCGUCCCGAGGCCCCUUUGUUUGGCCGAAAGAGAGCAGCCCGCCUGGGAAGCGGGAGACGUGGCCCGGGGUGGGGCAAGGGCUGCGCGUGUCACUGCGGAGCCGGAUACGGGGAGGGCGCGGCGGCGGGGUCGCCACCAGACCCGUGCCGGCGUGGGGUAGGCGGGGCGGCCGGCGAGGCUGAUAACGGUCUCUACCGAGAGAUCUCCGGGCUCGGGGGCCGGCGCGGGACAGGAGCCUGCAGCAGCCACCCCUGUGCUCCGCGGCCCGGGCCGGCGCCUCAGACAAAAUGGCCUCGGCGUCCGCGCCUGACUGAAGGCGCGGCGCGAACCCGUGAUUGCGGCGCGGAGAAGGGGCGCCGCGGGCGGGCCCCGGCGCGCACCGCCGCGGGCGCGGAGCUGCGGCCAUCGGGGGCUUUGCGCGAGCAGGAGCCUUGCGGGGGCUGGAGUGAGGCUCUGCUAGUUCUGUGGUGUUCUUGGUCACACAUUUAUGGAGUUUCUGAAGGGCAGUGGAGAUUACUGCCAGGCACAGCACGACCUCUAUGCAGACAAGUGAACUGUAGAAAUUCAUUACUACUCCACCAAGAAGCCCCCAUAAGAGUGGUUAACCUGGACACAGAAGUGUUGAAUUGAAAUCCACAGAGCAUUUUACAAGAGUUCUGACCUGGAUGGGGUAAACCUCAGUGCACUUCCUUUCUAUUGCCUCAGUAUUACUGGAUUGAAGAAUUGCUGCUUCUUGUUAGGAGGUUCAUUUCAUUUCC
Ailuropoda melanoleuca (giant panda) is the source of this 1085-nucleotide messenger RNA. RefSeq names its product translation initiation factor IF-2-like. The record is from RefSeq and is a predicted model, not a curated record. The coding region runs from base 1 to 957 and encodes 318 amino acids. NCBI's taxonomy places the organism in Eukaryota, Metazoa, Chordata, Mammalia, Carnivora, Ursidae. The transcript is spliced from 3 exons.